Chilo suppressalis (striped riceborer) is the source of this 981-nucleotide messenger RNA. NCBI's taxonomy places the organism in Eukaryota, Metazoa, Arthropoda, Insecta, Lepidoptera, Crambidae. The record is from the annotation of a GenBank genome assembly.
AAAAAUUAUUUGCUGGGAAUAUAAAAAAUAAUUUCAUGCAAAAGUGUGUUCCUAUUCAAUAUGAAUUUAAUUUAAAGAUUUAAGUACAAUCAUGUGCAACUUUUGAAAGAAGAUUAAGAAAUGAACUUGUGUUAUUAAAAUAUGAUGUUGAGAACAGUGGUAAGGUUAACGCCAACCUUUAUUCCUCUAUUCAGGAGUCAUAAUAAUGAGCACGAUUAUGAUAUGAUUAAAACAAAGCCAGGGCAGGCCCCUGAAAAUGGUUGGGAACGAGUAAAAAGGAUGUAUUCUCAGAAUGAAUUCGGCGAAGUAUCAGCAGAGUUAACUAAUGUUGUACAUUCAUCUCUGUGUGGGGCGUUUAUUGGGGCUUGUUUUGGAGGGUUUGUCAUAUCAAAAGAUUCUUAUGUAUACUUCUUAGAAAAUAAUCAGGCAACAAUAUUCAAAUCUACUGGGGAUGCAAAGAAAAAAUUACAAGAUUAUGUUAUGAUUGCAUUUGCCAAGGGUGCCUAUCAAUGGGGAUGGAGAUUAGGAAUGUUUACAGGAAUGUUUAGUUUAAUAGCUACAACAAUGUCAGUUUAUAGAGGUGAAACUGCCCUUGUGGAAUAUAUAACUGCUGGUGCAUUAACUGGAGCUCUUUAUAAAGCAAACUUAGGAUUAGCUGCAACAUUAGUGGGGGCUGGACUUGGAGCUGCCUUGAGUACAAUUGCCGGAUUAGCUAUCUUAGGUAUUUUAAAAGUAACAGGAGUUACAAUGGAUGAUAUCAGAAAAGCAAUGACUAAAAUUAAAGAAGCGAGACAAGACCAAUUAAACCAAGCAUUAGAAAAAGCUUCAGAAAUUAAAAACGACGAUCUCACCAGGCAUCACGAGUCUCUAGUGACGCAGAAAGGAGAAAUUAAAGUAGAAUUAAUAAAAUAGUAUGGAUAUUUCAUUAAUUUAAUGUAUUUUUAAAGUAGCAGAUAAAUAAUAUAAUCGUUAUGUUUUUCC